Ascoidea rubescens DSM 1968 is the source of this 1866-nucleotide messenger RNA. RefSeq lists its product as uncharacterized. The record is from RefSeq and is a predicted model, not a curated record. NCBI's taxonomy places the organism in Eukaryota, Fungi, Ascomycota, Saccharomycetes, Ascoideales, Ascoideaceae. Bases 1 to 1866 code for a protein of 621 amino acids. Gene Ontology annotation, cellular component: nucleus. The transcript has a single exon. Gene Ontology annotation, biological process: regulation of DNA-templated transcription.
AUGUCCUCCAACCUCAUAACUCGUCUCCAACAAUCCUCCCAGGCUCCUCCUCCUCCUCUAUUGCGUCGUUCGUUGCCUUCAAACUUCGACUCAAGCAAUACAAACAUUGCAAAUAGCAACUUGAACACUUUAAACCCCAAUAUAUCUCUUCCAACCAUCAACAUCAGAACCUCGAAGAACUGGGUUCUACCUCCCAGACCUAAGCCCGGAAGAAAACCUUCUUCUCAUCACUCUUUGUCAAACAACUCCAAUAAUGAUUCCUCUCACAAUUCCAAGAAGCGUAAAUCGAGAGACCAAAAAUCCAAAAAGGAUCCAAAAUUCAAUUCAAAUCACUCACAAAACAGCAAAAUCAUCUCAAAUUCCUCCACAAAUUCAAAUGCCCCAAACAACAAUAACAAAAUGGAUCCAGUGUCUUUAAACAUUGCCCUCAAAUCUUUGCUCGAAAAUAACGAUUUCUCCUCUCAAAACAAACUCAAAAAUAAUAUCAUAAAUCCAAUCACCUCCAAUAGUAACAACAAUAACUUAAACAAUAACUCUUACAAUUACAAUAACUCCUACAACUAUAACUAUAACUAUAAUUACAACUCCUCCUCUCAAACUGCCUCCUACAAUUAUGAUACCUCAAUGGAAAACGCUCUCAAACAAGUUAAACAAGAGAACUCACAAUUGAAAAAUGAACUAUCAAAAUUAGUAAAUGAUUUAAAAUCUCUAAGACUGCAAGUGUCUACUUCAGAUAAAAAAGUUUCAUCCCAAUCAAAUUCAUUUUCAAAUUCAUUUUCAAAUAAAAAGUUUGUUAAUAGCAUCAUCAGCAAUAACAAUAACAAUAACAACAAUAGCAAUAAUAAUAAUAGCGAUAACAAUAUUCUUAAUAACAACCAAAUCAAUAAAUGCAACAACAACAACAACAACAUCUCAAACACCACUCCCUCCUUCAAUUCAAUCAACACUCACCACUCUUAUGACUCAUUUUCCUCAAACUCAUACUCAUCUCCUUCUAAUGAUAUUCAUGAAUCAAAUGAUAUCUCUGAUCUAAAUGACCUACUAUUUGAAGGCUCCUCUCCAAUAGACUCCCUCGGUAGUUUUGAUCAAAAUAUAAUAAGUAGAAAGAGAUCCUAUUUCGAUGACUCGGCUACAACAAUAUCCUCAACUCCAAGCUUAAUCUCCUCUCACUCAUUAUCCACAACAAUAAGCAACAUAAGUUCAAAUCUUGAUGCCCAUUUCCAUUUUGAUACAAUCCCUGAUUCAAUCUCCUACUAUAACUACAACAAUAAAAAUGUCUUUAAUUAUGAAGAAAUUAUAACCGGUUUGAAAAAAAAUAACUCUUCUUCAAAUAACAACUUCUCUAACUCUAACAUAACUAUUUCUAACAAUUCCAAUAACAACAACAAUAACAACAAUAACAACAACAACCUAAUGAAUAAUAAUAUAUUAAAUUUAGACAUUAAUUUGCCCUUUUCCCCAGAUUCUCAACUUUUUAACUCUGAUAAUGAUCCUGUAAUCUCUAACGAUCCUAAUGAUAAAUUUACUAAUACAUUUAACAACAACAAUAUUAAUAACAAUAAUAUUACCAUUUUUAACGAUAAUUCAACCAAUAUUCCAAGCAAUACUAAUACUAAUACUAAUGCUAAUAAUAAUAACAAUAAUAUUAAUAAUAUUAACUCCAACUCAAUUAAUGAAGCUACUAUUAACUUCGAUGAGAUCUUUAGUAAACCUAUCGAUAUUCCCCUAGUUACUCCUAGCGAUUCGCUACUUGAUAAUGAUGAUGAUAUGCUUGAUUUCACUUUCUUUAAGGAAAUUGAAAGAGAAUCAAAUGAUUUUAUACAUGAUAAAAAAUCAAGUUUUGCUUUUGAUUUUACAAAAUUUUAA